UAUUAUCGUUUGCGUAUAAAAAGAGUUUUAUCACAAUAUCCUGCUCAAUGGCAAGCGAUCGAUUCGUUGCAAGAUAACAGCAUUGCUCAAUUGAUAGAAUCUCCUGAUUAUGAUGGAUAUAAUACGUUACCUAAAUAUUUUGGUUUGUACCCAGGAAUUUUAGAUGAUGUUUUGGGACAUAUUGACAUGCAAUUUUUUGGGGUGAAAAAAUCCGAAAAGUCCUCCUUCCUUAUCGAAAGAGUGUCAAAUCCAAAAUCCUUUUAUAAAAGCUUACAGCAUAAUGACCACAAGCCACAAUUCAAUGAUCCACCCGCCCGUUUUAUUAAUAUUGAACCUAAUAUUAAAAUCAAUCCUUCUCGUAUUCAAUAUUUCAACGUUAUUCCUGGAGAAAAAACAGAGAGCGAAAUAGCAGUUAAAAUUUUUGUCGACGAAUCCCUGCGAAAUUUAUCCCGUGAUAAAAAAAUUAAGUGGAAUUUAAUGCCUUCUUCCCUCGCUAUUUUCAACAUAAACGAUAAUCAGUUUAUUGAAGCGGGUAUUCGUGACUCCUCUCUAACCCCUUUUAAACCACAACCGAAUACUGGAUUUAUAGAUUUAUCUUUAUCUCAUUGGCCUACAGAAGACUGUUAUUUUGGGGUCAGGAUUAUUGUUGAAUGCAAUGUGAUGGACAAGGUGGCCUUUUUAGCUUGUAUAAAAGAUAUUUUACCCACUUCAAACAGUUACGACAAAAAAUUGAAUAGUGUUGUAUCUAAUAAUGCCUGCGAUUUGUGCAUAAAACAGACAUGGCUAUUUAACGUGGACAAGGGUGAUGAAAAUGACUUGGAAGAGUAUUUAUAUCUCGAAGCUAAAAUGAAUUCCUCCUAUUUUCUCCCCAUCAAAACCGUUGCAAAUGUCGAUACACUCGCUUUGGCUUCUCCUCAAAUGGACUACGUCAACAAUUCCAUUAAAAUUGACCACCGACUAUUAAUUUUCGAGGCUAUCAGUAAUAUUUCCCCAUUUAAAACAAGGAUUAAAAAGCUAAAAAUAAAAAAUUACGAUAAAAGUCACGAUUUUCCCAUAAAUAUCACUCUUGGUCAUGUUAACAACUCUUCAAAACAUCCAUUCUAUUUUAGCAUACAUGAUUCCUACAAAAGUGUAUGUUUGGGCCCUUACAAAUACGUCAAGUUCCCCGUUGAAUUGAAAAGCCACGACUCCAUCCCUCUUGAUAAAUCAAGAAAAUAUAUAUGCGAGAAUGAGUUAUUGGUCUGCAACUUAAAGGGUAACAUACUAAAAUCGGUCAUUUUAAGGGCUAUUAUAAAACCGCCAUCUUGAUAAAAAAAAUUAUUAU
Molecule: messenger RNA, 1324 nt
Organism: Gordionus sp. m RMFG-2023
Lineage: Eukaryota; Metazoa; Nematomorpha; Gordioida; Chordodea; Parachordodidae
Exons: 8
Coding region: 187-1308 (373 amino acids)
Source: RefSeq, a predicted model, not a curated record